Messenger RNA from Drosophila mauritiana, 1160 nucleotides. RefSeq names its product sentrin-specific protease 8. Gene Ontology annotation, molecular function: cysteine-type peptidase activity; deNEDDylase activity. The record is from RefSeq and is a predicted model, not a curated record. The coding region runs from base 141 to 1073 and encodes 310 amino acids. NCBI's taxonomy places the organism in Eukaryota, Metazoa, Arthropoda, Insecta, Diptera, Drosophilidae. Gene Ontology annotation, biological process: proteolysis. The transcript has 2 exons.
CUUUUUGAUUUCGAACUCGAGCUAUUUACUUUUUGUAACGCCUAGCACGCGCUGGUAAACAAUUCCAAACCCAAAUGUAGACAACAGAUACACCAGCCACCCAGGAAAAUACACCACUGCCCAGGAUUAUUGAAGUCAGGAUGCUGGCGCCCAAAAAGCUGCUUAAAACCAAAAACCAGGUGGAGCCCCUCCAGGAUAAGAAUCCCCGAAGAGUGAAGACCAAGCCAAAUGCGAAGGGCAAGGUCAAGGAAAAGGAAAGGGGCAAGUUCAAAGAAAAGGGUAAGUUCCAGGCCAAGGGCAACGGCAAGAGCAAGAACAAAAACAAGAACAGGGACUCCAAUACAAGCACCUCGUUGUCACUGGAGCGGGGCAGCGGGGAUGGACCGCAUCAGGUGGGCCAGCAGAGCCUGGUUGCGCUCCGCUUCAUGGACAUCUCGCUGCGCCACUCGGAUGUCCAGCUGCUCCAGUCCGCUCACGAGGGCGUCAACGAACGGCUGGUGGCCUUCUACUACGCCUACCUUCAGCACCGCCGUUACCGCUCCGAGUCGGAUCUGCACUUCCUGAAUCCGGGCCUGGCCGCACGACUGCGCCACAUGGACAUGCGCCAUUUGUGGGCCAUGGUGCGCGACCGCCGUCUCAACGAGAAACAGUUCAUCUUGGUGCCGCUUUCCACCCAUCCCAGACCCCACGGACACUGGUCCCUACUGCUGAUUUCGCGGCCGGACAGCAAGUUCUACCACUACGAUUCGUUGGACAACUGUCAUUCGCCGUUGGCCGCCUCGGUGUCGGAAACUCUACGGGCGCCCCUCGAAGCCUGGAAGUUCGCCCUGGUCACCGGUCGCUGCCUCCAGCAGGAGCGCCAAGCGGCUGGCAAGGAAGGCUCCGGCCGCGACCCUGCAUCCGGAAUCCACCUGAUGUGCAUGACCGACCACGUUGCGGACUAUGUAGCCAGAUGCGGAUACGCCACCAGUUCGCUGCUCAUCGCAGUGGACCAAAUCGCAGCCAUGCGCACCCACCUGGUCGAGCUGAUCCUGUCGCUCGGCGGGAUCCUCCCCUCAAAGAGGGGCCACUAAAAAGGGCAGCAUCUUCAAGCCCGUGUGGGCCUACAUUCGAUUGCCUUUUGUUUGUUGACGCAUAAGAAAAUCAGAAAAAAUUCAAAU